Messenger RNA from Closterium sp. NIES-67, 5520 nucleotides. The record is from the annotation of a GenBank genome assembly. NCBI's taxonomy places the organism in Eukaryota, Viridiplantae, Streptophyta, Zygnematophyceae, Desmidiales, Closteriaceae.
GUAUCACAAUGUGGUUUGUGUCGGUCAAGACAUUAGCGAGUUUCUACAACUCGCAUGUCAAGUCGUCGUUUGUGUGUCGCAUGUGUUUUUUCUAUUUUGUCGAGUGUGAAGUGUCCAUCGUGUCGCAGGUGUGUGCAGCAAGCCCCCAUCAACUCAAGAAGAAUUUAUCUUGAAGAACCAAGACCAAGAGCUCAAGAUUUCAAGCCCAAGGGACGCGGAUAAAUAUUAAAUAGUGAAAAUAUUUUUUGUACUCCUAAGACUAUAGUGGCUGCUGUACCUCCUGCCAGUCAAACCGCCAUAGCGUCGUCAAAUCUUCAUGGAAUUUUAUGAUUCAACUUGCUGCUGAUAGGCGACAACAACACGCUCCAGAUCCAAUUUACAGAUCACCGUUUGAGGCAUACAUCAGAUCGGCAUCAAUAUUUGAAGCUGGCUGACGGAAUUCUGACUGUGCACAUUUUCUCUCAUUUUAGGCACAUCUGAGCCUAUUGUGAUUAUAACAAGUGGUAUCAGAGCCCCUUGGAGCCUUCUCGACCAUGCCUAGACCUGAGGAAGGGGGUGGCAGAGGUGCUGGAGGUAGAGAAGACGCCCAAGCACAAGGUCAACACCAAGAUCCACCCAUUGCUCCGGUGCAACCUAGCCUUGGACCCUCUAGGGAUGAGCCUAGAGUGUUUGGCCUUGACAAGUUCAACGGUGACAACUUUGCUGAGUGGUCCUUCAAGAUGGAGAACAUCUUUGACCACUAUGAUCUGCUGGAGGUGAUGGAAGGAACGGAGAAGCGCCCCGAGAACGACCCGGAGAAGAGCCCGUGGGUGCGGAAGAGCGCACAAGGCUACCUUCUACUUGGGCAAGCGUUGGGGAGCAGCCAAAUCCGUCACAUCAAGCCUUUUCAGCGUGAACCAGCAAAGGGACCAAAGGCAUGGGCUGCUCUCAAGGGUGUACACGCUCCUGCAACAGCAGCGGUAGCUGUGGUUUUGGAGCGGCAAAUGGCAGCACUUCGAAUUGACGAAGGCGAACCGGUGGAGGAAGGAGUACAGAAAUUCUUCGACUUGUUGACACGGCUCGAAGGAGCUGAGCUAAACUACAGUGACCUUCAAAAGAAGACCAAGCUGCUGGCCCUACUUCCGGACUCACGGUCCUCGCUCAUCAUCAACCUAAAUCGAGAUCUGCCCCGUCUCUCACUCGAAGAUGUGAAGCGGGAAAUCUUACAAGAAGAUUUCCGCCGUCGCGAAUUGGCGGGUCCCGAUGGUGCCGGAGUUGCAAGCAUGGGCCGUGGGCACGGCCGUGGAAGAGGCAGAGGGCGAGGAGGAAGAUUUGGCAGCAGUAACUUCAAUGGAGGCCGUGGUAAUGGAGGAUAUGGCAGCAACAACAACAAUGGCUACGGGCGUGGGCGCGGUCGAUGUGAUGGCGAAUGCCAUUUUUGUCACAAGACCGGCCACAUGUGGAGAGAUUGCUUCAGAUUGCCUGAUGGAUGGACCCCUUCUCAAGUCCAAGAGGGCAGAGGAGCAAGGGGAGGAAGAGGCAGAGGUCGUGGAGGCCGUGGUGGCCGUGGAGGCGAAGCGGCAAGCAUGAAAGGUGGAGACUACGACAAGGACUCGAGUGAAGAUCGAUACCCGGGCCAAUUCUUCUUUGUCUCCACGCAAGCAGCAGCUGCAGCAGGAGGUGUGGAAGGCUUUGAGGAGCCAGCAACUGUGGGAAAGGUCACCCUUCACUCUCUGGACUUUUGGGUGAUCGAUAGCGGCGCCACCUACAGCAUGACACCUCGUGCGGACUUGCUCACCGAACUCGAACCGUCGCCGGUCAAGCAUGUUACAUCGGCUUUGGGGCAGCGAGCAGAGGUGAAAGGCAUGGGCAAGGCCAUGUUCAAGGGUGCUGAUGGGAAGAUGGUGGGCCUCAAGAACGUGCUUUGGGUGCCCAACCUUGCAGCCAACCUGAUUUCCGUUCGGCGUUUGCAAAAGGCCGGCAUGGACACAUCUUCCAAGGGCUCCAAAACAUAUACCGCGAGGCUUGGUGAGCGGAAGCUUUGGGACCUUCAUGAGGACAGGGACAUCUACAAUGAGAUGUGGCAAAUCCCAGUGGUCCCCAUGCCUAAGGGGAGGCAAGUGGCAGCAAGCGUCAGCACGAAGAGUGAAGCGGUUGGUGGCGGUGAUCACGAAAAACAAAGUGACACCAAGAGUGACUCGAAGGAGUGCAACCUUGGAGAGACCAGCAAGGUGUGUGAACCCAAGGAGAGUGGUGCAGCAGCCAAAGGUGGUGGAAAUGAGGAGGAGAAGGCUAAGAUCAGCAAAGCAGCAGCGGCGAAGGAGAAAGGAGAGAGCUUGUGGGGCACGAUUGCGAGUGCCGCCUUCUCCAACCCGACUUCCGCUACGGGAGAGUGUGAUUGGCUGACCUUGCAUCGGCGAAUGGGGCAUGUGGCAUUGCCCAUUUUGCAGCAGAUUGUUAAGCAAGAGAUGGUCAGUGGGAUACGUGUCAAGGGGGAGCCCAAUGAGGUGCUUGGCUGUCCAACAUGCAUGCAAGCCAAGUUCACCCGCUACCCGUUCCAUAGCUCGGAGACAACGGCGAAGGCACCACUUGAUGAGGUGGUGAUGGAUGUGGUGGGCCCCUUGAAGCUUGGAGCUGCUGGAGCAGAGUACUUCCUCACCAUUGUGGACGUCUACACUCGCAUGACUUGGGUGUAUGUGCUGCCCAAGAAGAGUGACGUGGCUGAAACGGUGAAGACCGAUUGGUUGCCGAUGGUGGAGCGGCAACAAGACCGGCUUGUGAAGGCGAUUCGCACUGACCGUGGGGGAGAGUUCCUGAGCAAGGACUUCUCAACUUGGCUGAAGAAGCAGGGCAUAAGGCACUCUCUUACCAUGCCCUACUCUCCUGCAAUGAACGGCAUUGCCGAGCGUGCGAAUCGGACACUCACGGAGACGGCUCGGGGACUUCUCAUUGAAGCCGGUCUACCCAAUUACUUUUGGCCGGAUGCGGUGCGGCAUGCUUGUGUGGCCAAGAACAGAGCCUUGACUCACGUGGGAGAAGAAAAAUGGGUGCCCUAUGUGGAGUGGAUUGGAAGGAAGCCGAAGGUGGAUAUGCUUCGGGUGUUCGGGUGCAUGUGCAUGGCACUUGUGCCUAAGAAACUUCGGCACAACAAGCUUGAUGCCAAGGCAACAUGGGCCGUGCACUUGGGCAUGGCUCAAAACAGCAAGGGAUGGCUUCUUUGGGACCCAUUUACCAAGAAGUUCCUGGUGAGCAGAGAUUGCAAGUUCAUGGAGAACUUACCGUACAAGGAGUGGAAGGCGGAGAACCAAGCGAAGAUUGGUGUGCGGCUUGGAGAGGUGAAGAGUACCGGCUUGGAGCAUGUGGAGCUGCCCUUGGAGCUGAGUAGCAGAAGCACAAUCACGAGGCAAUCUCCCCAAAUGAAUGGGGAUGAGGAGGAGGAGGAGGUGCAGCAAGGUGAUGAGCGUGCACCGCCACUUCCGCCUCGUGCUACAAGUGCUCGCGGGAACCGACCGGACAUACCGCAAAGCCAUGAGAGCAUUCAAGUCCCUGCAGCAGAAGAGGAAGGAAGGGGGAGAAGGAGGACUCAGCCCCCCAAUAGGUUGAGCUAUGAACGGCUUGGAGGACCAACCAACUCAACCUUGACCGGUUCGGCUCUCAUGCUAGGCGAUGAUGCGGAAGAUGAAAGCGAGGAGUGCGCUUUUGCCUUCUUCUCUCCGGUGGAGAUACCGGGGGAGCCUACAAAUCCCAAGGAGGCUUGGGAGGGCCCCAAUGGGAAGGAGUGGAAGAAGGCCUCAGAUGAAGAAAUGGGGAGCAUCAUCGAGAACGACACCUUCGACUUGGUGAACCUACCUCCGGGGCGUAAGGCGAUCUCUUCCAAGUGGCUCUUCAAGCGCAAGACCGACGCCGACGGCAACAUCGAGCGCUACAAGAGCAGACUUGUAGCCAAGGGGUAUCAGCAGCAAGAGAAGAAGGACUACAAUGAAGUGUAUGCCCCUGUGGUGAAGGGUACAACCCUUCGAACCCUCUUCGCCGCGGCGGCCAUCAAAGGAUGGGUGGUGAAGCAAAUGGAUAUACGGUGGAUGCGAGUGCAUCAAAAGAAGUACUUGGAGGCCUUGGCUGCAAACUUUGGGAAGAGUGAAGGUCAUGUGGCUACUCCUCUUCCCUCAGGGUUCAAGUGUGUGAAAGGACCAGCGGAGGAAAGUGUUGGUGAAGAGGAGAGGCACCGUUUUCACUCCUUGGUGGGCAGCCUCAUGUAUGCGGCCGUUCACACAAGGCCGGAUGCAGCCUUUGCUACCGGGCAGCUGGCUAGGGUUGUCCAAUGCCCUAAUGAAGAGCAGGUAGCAGCUGGAGAGAGAGUGGCCAAGUACCUUGGCCAAACAGCAACUGUUGGACUGCAAUACUCCGCGGCGGCACAAAGGCGUCAAAAGGGUGCGGAUGGAGUCGAACCCGGGAGGCUCUUUCUCACCGCCUUCUCUGAUGCAUCUUGGGCAUCAGAACCUGAGGACAUGACAAGUGUGGGAGGCUUCAUCUGCUGUGUUGGUGGAGGCCCAACAGCUUGGGAGAGCAAGAAGCAAGUGGACCAAGCAUUGAGCUCAGUGGAGUCCGAGUACAUGGCACUCUUCCGUGCCAUAAGAGAGGUUGUGUGGCAGCGGCGUUUGCUAGCUGAAUUGGGGGAGGAGCAGCAAGGACCUACCCCACUCUACUGUGAUAGCCAAGGUGCUAUUGCAUUGGCUAAGAACCCCGUUCUUCAUGGCCUUACCAAGCACAUGAAGGUGAAGUGGCAUUGGGUGAGGAGCAUGGUAACCGCGGGUGAAGUGGAGUUGCACUACGUGAAGACGACGGCGCAGCCAGCUGAUAUGAUGACCAAGAGGCUGGUUGAGCAGCAGCAUUGGAAGUGUUGCAAGCUUGCUGGGAUGGCUCUGAACUAAGGGGAGCAGAUUCUAAGGCCAACAAUCCGAGGGGGAGUUUGUUGGUGCAACCCUAUGGCUUGCACUCGGCUUGUCGUCCUUGUUUGUGUGUGUGCAUGCAUGGCAUGGAAUGAAUUGUGAGUCUAUGUCAUUGCUAUCCAGUGCUUGUGUGUGUGCUUGAAUGGUGUAUCACAAUGUGGUUUGUGUCGGUCAAGACAUUAGCGAGUUUCUACAACUCGCAUGUCAAGUCGUCGUUUGUGUGUCGCAUGUGUUUUUUCUAUUUUGUCGAGUGUGAAGUGUCCAUCGUGUCGCAGGUGUGUGCAGCAAGCCCCCAUCAACUCAAGAAGAAUUUAUCUUGAAGAACCAAGACCAAGAGCUCAAGAUUUCAAGCCCAAGGGACGCGGAUAAAUAUUAAAUAGUGAAAAUAGUAACGCUACUUCGUGUAGUGUUACAUUUCACUUUGUGUAGCCCCUUGGAGGGUUUGUUUUGAGACUCUUCGUGGUUGGGGACUCUGUGGUGGUGUACCACCAACCUGGACCUCGGCUCUUGGGGUAUGUAGAGGCUGGGAACCAUCUCCCUCUCGAAUUCUUCUUCCUAAGUUUUUUGUACUCCUAAGACUAUAGUGGCUGCUGUA